AUGUCGUCGACUGCACAGAAGGCCGCUGCCGCUCCGGCCGCACAGAAGGAGGAGAGCUUCAACGACUCCAUCCUCCCCAAGUACAAGGUCGCGGGUGAGAUCUCGGCCAAGGCCAUCAAGGCCGUCAUUGCCGCCGCUGCCGAGGGCAAGACCGUGCUCGAGCUGUGCGCCGUCGGUGACAAGGUGCUCGAGGACGAGACCUCGGCCGUCUACAAGGGCAAGAGCAUCGCCAAGGGCAUCGCAUUCCCCACCACGCUCUCGCUCAACAACGUCGUGUGCAACUACUCGCCCCUCCCCACCGACGAGGACCAGAUCGCGCUCAAGAAGGGCGAUGUCGUCAAGGUGCAGCUCGGUGCCUACAUCGACGGUCUGCCCGCCAUCUGCGCCGAGACCUUUGUUGUUGGUGCCGAUGCUUCCAACCCGGUCGAGGGCCGUGCGGCCGAUGCCAUCAAGGCUGCCCUUGUGGCUGCCGACGUCGCCAUCCGCGUCAUGAAGCCCGGCGUGCUCAACACCGAGGUGAGCAAGGAGAUCGAGGCUGCCAUCAAGCAGUUCGAGUGCAAGGCCGUCGAGGGCAUGCAGUCCAACCAGUUUGCCAAGAACGAGAUCGACGCAAAGAAGAAGAUCGUCCUCAACGCCGAGCCCGGCUCGAGGCCCGACACGGUCAAGCUCGAGGAGGACGAGAUCUACGGCGUCGACAUCUCGGUCACCACCUCGGCCGACGGCAAGACGCGCUCGGACGACAGCAAGACCACCAUCUACCGCAAGACCAACAACACCUACCUUCUCAAGCUCCAGACCUCCAGAAAGGUGCUCUCCGAGAUCCAGAAGAAGGCCGCCUCUUUCCCCUUCAACCUCAAGAGCCUCGAGGACGUGCGUCGCGCAAGGAUCGGCGUCCAGGAGUGCUGGAAGCACGGCCUCCUCACCCCCUUCCACGUUCUUGAGGACUCGGACAAGAAGGCCAUCACCGCCCAGAUCUUCUUCACCGUCGCCGUCAACUCCAAGGGCGCCAUCCGCCUCACCCCGGCCCCCACCUGGGCCAACGAGAACAACCUCAAGCCCACAAACCAGGUCACCGACGACAAGAUCAAGGCCCUCCUCUCCACCGCCGUUCGCCAGACCAAGAAGAAGAACAAGCCCGCCGCUGCCGCCUCGGCUUAG
Moesziomyces antarcticus is the source of this 1158-nucleotide messenger RNA. RefSeq names its product creatinase/aminopeptidase. Lineage: Eukaryota; Fungi; Basidiomycota; Ustilaginomycetes; Ustilaginales; Ustilaginaceae. The transcript has a single exon. The coding region runs from base 1 to 1158 and encodes 385 amino acids. The record is from RefSeq and is a predicted model, not a curated record.